Chrysochloris asiatica (Cape golden mole) is the source of this 3817-nucleotide messenger RNA. It is a transcript of the gene EPS8, whose product is annotated as epidermal growth factor receptor pathway substrate 8. Gene Ontology annotation, biological process: regulation of Rho protein signal transduction; Rho protein signal transduction; positive regulation of ruffle assembly. The record is from RefSeq and is a predicted model, not a curated record. Bases 201 to 2663 code for a protein of 820 amino acids. The transcript is spliced from 21 exons. Gene Ontology annotation, molecular function: actin binding. Lineage: Eukaryota; Metazoa; Chordata; Mammalia; Afrosoricida; Chrysochloridae. Gene Ontology annotation, cellular component: vesicle; ruffle membrane; plasma membrane.
GCCCGGGCUCUGGCUGCCCGGAGACCGCUUCUCAGCUGCUGGACGCGGAAGGCGACUUUGCAGCUGGCGGAGCGUUGGGAGGGCGCGGUCCAGGUCGGGGGCUUUUCCUGGUCGUCUCCACCCUUGCCUGGGCUCGCGACCCCUACGGGGAAAGCCGCGGCCCCGAGGGCAGAUCCGAGAUCACAGUUCUGGAAGCCACGAUGAAUGGCCACAUUUCAAAUCAUCCCAGUGGUUAUGGAAUGUACUCAUCUCAGAUGAAUGGCUACGGAUCACCGACCUUUUCUCAGAUGGAUAGAGAACAUAGUUCAAAAACAAGUGCAAAGGCUCUUUAUGAACAAAGGAAGAACUAUGCACGGGACAGUAUCAGCAGUAUGUCAGAAGUAUCCCAGUACCGAGUUGAACACUUGACAACAUUUGUUCUGGAUCGGAAAGAUGCAAUGAUAACUGUUGAUGAUGGAAUAAGAAAGUUGAAAUUGCUUGAUGCCAAGGGCAAAGUAUGGAUUCAAGAUAUGAUUCUUCAAGUAGAUGACAGAGCUGUGAGCCUAAUUGAUUUUGAGUCCAAGAAUGAACUGGAAAAUUUUCCAUUAAACACAAUCCAGCACUGCCAAGCUGUGAUGCAGUCCUGCAACUAUGAUUCAAUACUUGCCCUGGUGUGUAAAGAGCCAACCCAGAACAAGCCAGAUCUUCAUCUUUUCCAGUGUGAUGAGAUUAAGGCAAACCUAAUUAGUGAAGAUAUUGAAAGUGCAAUCAGUGACAGUAAAGGAGGGAAACAGAAGAGGCGGCCUGAUGCCCUGAGAAUGAUUUCCAAAGCAGAUCCUGGUAUACCGCCCCCACCAAGAGCUCCUGCACCUGUGCCCCCUGGAACUGUUACCCAGGUGGAUGUCAGAAGUCGGGUGGCAGCCUGGUCUGCAUGGGCAGCUGACCAAGGGGACUUUGAGAAAUCAAGGCAGUAUUAUGAACAGGAAGAAACACCUGAGAUGAUGGCAGCCCGGAUUGACAGAGAUGUACAAAUUUUAAAUCACAUUUUGGAUGACAUUGAGUUUUUUAUCACAAAACUCCAAAAAGCAGCUGAAGCAUUUUCUGAGCUUUCUAAAAGGAAGAAGACUAAAAAAAGUAAAAAGAAAGGACCAGGAGAGGGUGUUUUAACACUGCGGGCAAAGCCUCCACCUCCUGAUGAAUUUGUUGACUGUUUCCAAAAGUUUAAACAUGGAUUUAACCUUCUGGCCAAAUUGAAGUCUCAUAUCCAAAACCCCAGUGCUUCAGAUUUGGUUCAUUUUUUGUUUACACCAUUAAAUAUGGUGGUACAGGCAACAGGAGGUCCUGAACUCGCUGGUUCAGUACUCAGCCCCCUAUUGACUAAGGAUACAGUUGAUUUCUUAAAUUAUACUGUCACUUCUGAGGAACGCCAGUUGUGGAUGUCAUUGGGAGAAGCAUGGAUAAAAGCCAGAGCAGAGUGGCCAAAAGAGCAAUUUAUUCCACCAUAUGUUCCACGGUUCCGCAAUGGUUGGGAGCCCCCAAUGUUGAACUUCAUGGGGGCACCAGUGGAGCAAGACCUUUAUCAAUUGGCUGAAUCUGUGGCAAAUGUAGCAGAGCACCAACGCAAACAAGAAGUAAAAAGAUUAUCCACAGAGCAAUCCAGCGUAUCAGAGUAUUCUCCAACUGAUGGAUAUGCAGCUAAUAACGUUUAUGCAAGAGGGCCCCAUCUGGACCAAGGAGAAGCUGCUUUUGCUAUUAAGCCAACUCCAAAUCGUCCUAUGGAUAGAAGUUAUGACCCACUCAAAACACCACUCAAGAAAUAUGCCAAAUCCAAGUAUGAAUUUACAGCAAGGAACACCAGUGAACUAUCAGUUCAAAGGGAUGAUAUUUUAGAGAUCCUUGAUGACAGGAAACAAUGGUGGAGAGUUCGAAAUGCAAGAGGAGAUUGUGGAUUUGUGCCAAAUAACAUUUUGGAUAUUGUGAGACCUCCAGAGUCUGCAUUAGGACGUGCUGAUCCACCUUACACACAUACCAUACAGAAACAGAGGAUGGAGUAUGGUCCAAGGCCAACUGAUACUCCUCCUGCUCCGUCUCCUCCUCCAACACCAGCUCCGGUCCCUGUCCCCCUUCCACCUUCUACUCCAGCACCUGUCCCUGUGUCAAAGGUUCCCGCCAAUGUAACCCGUCAGAACAGCAACUCCAGUGACAGUGGUGGCAGCAUUAUACGAGAUAGCCAGAGACACAAACAACUUCCUGUGGACCGGAGAAAAUCUCAGAUGGAGGAAGUACAGGAUGAGCUCAUCCACAGACUCACCAUUGGUCGGAGUGCUGCUCAGAAGAAGUUCCAUGUGCCACGGCAGAAUGUGCCAGUUGUGAAUAUCACUUACGACUCCACGCCUGACGAUGUGAAGCUAUGGUUACAGUCAAAGGGCUUCAAUCCUGUGACUGUCAAUAGUCUUGGAGUAUUAAAUGGUGCACAACUUUUCUCUCUCAAUAAAGAUGAACUGCGGACAGUCUGCCCAGAAGGGGCGAGAGUCUUUAGCCAAAUCACUGUACAAAAAGCUGCAUUAGAGGAUAACAAUGGCAGCUCCGAGUUGCAAGAAAUUAUGCGAAGACGACAAGAAAAAAUCAGUGCUGCUGCUAGUGAUUCAGGAGUGGAAUCUUUUGAUGAGGGAAGCAGUCACUAAUUUGUUUGUUUGUUAUUAAACUUCAUUAUUCUUGGCAUUAUUCCAACGUGCUUUGUUUUAAGAAGCCAUGAAGGGAAUGUCAGAUUUUUAAUUUCUUGAUAUAGUUAAUUUAUCACCAUAAAGAAACAAUGCAAACCUGAGUAAGCAGAUCAUUUCCUUUGGGCCCACCCAUUAUUUUUAUUAAAACUGAAAAUUUUUAAACUGAAUUUACAGACCUUGAGAUAUAUUUUGCCUAUUUUCACCAAGGUGAAUUUUUCUUUACUGGAUUAAUUAUUUCAUCCAGAUCUCAAUGUAUAAUCAGGAAUUUUUUGACAAUGGUGAGUUUAUUUAUUAUGACACAGCAUAGAUAUUGCCCAUGAUUUAAAAUCUAAGCAAUUUCGAUUGGGGCUGUCAUACAGUGAUUGUCAUUUCAUUUGUAGCUCACUUUAGGCUAGACUCUUCCUUCUCAGGUUUUUUCUUUGGCACGCUCACUGAUAGAAUAUUUAGACUUAUUUAAAGUUCUUAAUGCCAACAGUUUGAAAAAUUAAAAUAUUUGAAUGAACUGUAAGUACAAGGUCUUUUACAUGCAAAUAUAAACGUAUAGAGCAUUCCCAAGAUAUUUUAUUUAUCAUGGCUCUGUUGAUCAUAUUCUUUGUAUAGAUUGUAUUUUGAUUUUGUUUAUAUUCUGCUUAUUAUGUAUACUGCGUUCUUAUAUAUGAGAAAGCACAAGUAGAGAAGGUGUCAUAGUCACUCAAAAGCUGUCCAAGAAAGUAGCCUUUGUCAAUGUGCUUUAUAGUAUUUUGCCUACUGAAGGUCUCAGUUCUGACUGUUGAUAUAAACAGUUAAAAAGAAAUAGGGGCCAUUUUAUGUGUAAUCUGUGUCAAGUUUUUCUUGUAUAAGAAACAAUUAAUUUACACACAUUUUAAUCCUGUGAAAGAUUAUAGAUAAAGAAAAGAAGGAUAUGUAACCAUCAGCAAAUGUUAUUUUUGAAAACACAAUUUUGUCAUUAAAUGUUGUAUUAUUUCACAUAUAUAAAACAGAUGUUAUGUAAGAAUGUUGUAUAUUUUAACAUAAAUCCACUUAGGGAGAUUGCCUAGAUUCAUUAAUUUUCAUAGUGCCUUUUUCACAUGAGUCAGCUGGAAAGUCCGCAAUAAACAGUAUUUGCUGUAUGUUAA